Molecule: messenger RNA, 807 nt
Organism: Exophiala spinifera
Lineage: Eukaryota; Fungi; Ascomycota; Eurotiomycetes; Chaetothyriales; Herpotrichiellaceae
Exons: 4
Coding region: 1-807 (268 amino acids)
Source: RefSeq, a predicted model, not a curated record
AUGGCGGUCCACUCGGACGAAUUGCAGUGGAUGAGAGGCAUUACUUAUAUCGCUUCGGCGAAUAUCCUUAUCCUUACUUGCAUGCGGUGGAAACCAGUGGUACAACCCAAAACUUUGAGUGCGAUCGAAGACACCACCCUACCCAAAGUGACUCCAGACUUCUUUGCCGCUUUGGCGGUGGUCCAAGCGGCCGAGACGAAAAUGAAAAGUCACUACAAGUACGAGCUCUACAGGCGCAAUCCCGGCAUCAUCAAAGUUCGAAAUGACAUAGUGCUCCUAGGUGGAGUCAAGUUUACCUUUGCAGAGUGCAAACAGCCUGCCCAUCGAAUCCUACAAGAAUGGCGCUUGUCAUUAUGCGCUCAAUACAUCGUGUAUCUUGCCAUGAAGGACAAGAUGAUACUUGACGACCCGAAGCGGCCUAAGCUCAUUAUCGUCAAGGCUGAUGGAACAAAGGCUAUGACAUCGUCAUCGUGGACUCGAGCCAAAUCCAUCAGCAUUUGGAUGGUUGAUCGCCUCCAGUUGUUCCACGCAAAAUCCGUCGACGUCCCCCGUUCUUUCGCCCGUGCCCUCGGCGAGAAAAAGUAUGGCGUACAGGUGGUGGAUCCUUCGAUUGAGGGUCGGUUUGGUCUCGUUCGGAUGAGACAGUCUAAAUACUACGAGCCUGCCGUUAUUGAUUUCGAGGGCGUUAUCGCCAAAGCAGACGGAGACAAGGAGGAGAAGUGGGAAGAAUAUGGUGGUGGUACCACGUGGGACCAGGCUGGAAAGGACGAGACUCAACCUACUGUCAGUUCGGAUACGGCAUGGUGA